Molecule: messenger RNA, 2610 nt
Organism: Trypanosoma cruzi
Lineage: Eukaryota; Euglenozoa; Kinetoplastea; Trypanosomatida; Trypanosomatidae
Exons: 1
Coding region: 1-2610 (869 amino acids)
Molecular function (GO): protein binding
Source: RefSeq, a predicted model, not a curated record
AUGAUGUUUGUGUCCACGUCGUACGAGUCGAAGUUAAUUGGCGACGAGGGUCUGUAUGCUGCUAUUGAGGCCGCUCGUCUGGCGCGCUCUCUGCGUGGCGCGACAAUACGUCCGCAUGUUAGGGGAAACCCGUUGAUCAACCCGAACAGCAUUUUGCUCGCCAACACGCCAAAGAGGUGGGAAGCACGUUUACUCAGUGAGAAAGCGGAGCAGGAGAUACUCGAGGCAAUCAGCGGCGGUGACAAGGCGGUUUCACAAUACCUUCAGCAGGUUCAAAUUGCCAUCCCCGAAGAAAAGGACUUGGAGAAGCUGCGUGCGGUUGUGCCCCGCAUCCAUCAUAUCCAGCCUCAUCCAGUGAUGAGGUUUGAUGAUGCCAAGCGACUCAUUCAGCUGAUGUCGUUACACGGUGCCAACAUCACAUGCCUCAACUUUGGAAAUGGCGCUCUUAUGCCAAAUGAUCACACAGAGGCUUCACCUGCCGAGGUGAUGGCAAAGAUGGAGGAGUUGAAACAGCGUUUUCCGCUACCCACACCAAAGCCGAAAAAGACUACUGACAGCGAAGAAGAAGAGGAAGAAGAGGAGGAGGAUAUCGACCUCAAUACUAAUGAAGAACUACAAAAAUGGUGUCAAAACCAGCAGUUGGAGUAUACGGAUUACAACCAAGCCAUUCGUCUUCGGGCAGCAUACGAACUGGACGCCUUUCGCAACAUUUGUGAGAUACUCAUGCAUGAUAAGAAGGUUCGUGUCUUGUUGCUGGGUAAAAAUCGGCUAGGGGCGCCUAAUGAGGAGGAACGUGUCUCACUCAUCCCACUGCGUCUCCUGGCGAAGGUUAUUGAUGCAAAUGAGACCAUCAAAGUCCUGGACUUGAGUAGCAACGAGUUGGGAGCACACGGCUUUGGUAUUAUCGGCAAGGCCCUCACGAAGAAUAUUGCUAUUGUCUCACUUGACCUUUCCGACAACCAACUUGGUAUGCCGGUGCCGGAUCUGGACGAAGAUCCCGAGUACCAGGAAGAGGAUCCUGUUUUUGGCGAGACAUAUAAUGGACUGGAGGCAAUCAGUGAGGUGCUGAAGAAGAACAAAUUUUUGCGUCACCUGCGCUUGCGUUAUAAUCAAAUUCACAGCGGUGCGGAGGGAGAGGAACCACCUGUGGCGGAUCCAACGGAGAUGGAUCCGGAGAAUGAUGCCACCACACCGGAUGUAGACGGAUGGCAGGAUCUGCCACUUUGGCGACUUGUCGGUCCUUUGCGAGAGUAUCACCGACUACGGGCACUUGACCUUAAGGGAAACGCACUGGGCCCCGAGGGUGCCCGCAUGGUUGCAACCGCUCUUGCUGAAAACCAUUCCGUUGAGAUGCUCGAUCUCACAGACAACGGCAUUGGGUUCCGUGGACUGCACUACAUAGCAAAGCUUGUGUUGACAUCACCGCACAGCGUUCUUCACACGCUUAUCCUGCGGCGAAAUAAUCUUGCCGGUAAAAAAGGAAGUAAGGCGCAAAGGAAGAUGGCACUGGCCGCCAUGGAAGCAAUGAGUGUGGCGCUGAAUGGAAACACCAAAUUACGUCGUUUGUCGAUUGCGGGCAACUACCUUGGUCCCACCCUGUGCGCCGCCAUGUUGUCUACUAUCAGUACGGCCUCCGCAUUGGAAGAGUUAGAUCUCGAAAGUAAUGAUGCCUGUGGCGAUGUGACCGCACCGCACGAUACGACGGUGAUGCACCUCAUAGCUUUGGCGCUUUAUGGAACGGCUCUACGCGGCAAUCGCCCAUCGUUGGCGGUGUUGCGUCUCGGCAGCAAUAAUAUUCAAGCGGCAGGCCUACGUGUUUUGUUCCCGUCCUCUGCCACAAUGCCAACCUCUCUUCGUGAAGUGGACCUCAGCCGUAACAACAUUCGUGACGGUCUUGAGGCCGUGAAUCAUCUUUUGAUUAGUUCUCCGGUACUGCAUCGACUUGCCUUGGCGUACAACAGCAUUACAACAGCUCCCGCACUACAUCGGGGCAUUGAUGCGAACGAAAGCUUGUGCGAACUGGAUAUCUCACACAAUAAAUUGGGUUCCCUGAAGGAACAAUACUGUAGCGACCCACAGGCGCAAGUGAGGGGAGUGGAGGAGUUGUUGCAGGUAUUGAUUAAGCACCCAUCACUUGAAUAUGUAAAUCUCAGUUACAACGAGUUUGAGGGUGUUCAUGGGCCCCUUCUUGCCGAGCUUUGUAGUGGGAACAAGUCUAACAAUUCUCUGCGGCGAAUUGACCUCAGUGGAAACCCGGAAAUCAAUCAACAGGAUAUUGAUCAGAUGGUGCAGGCACUGGCAACAAAGCCUGGCAUUGAGGCCUUCUACAUUUCCUCUUCGUACCCAGCACAGGUAGAAAAGGUUGCGACCUUACGCCCAGUUGGCCAAGAUGCUGUGCUCGAUCCCGCAGCACAACGCCAUCAGCAGCUGUCACUCUUGAAGCUCUUGCAGGAGACAGUCUACCAGAGUCCCUCACUAAUUGACAUUAACUGUGACUUGCAAAAGGGCGUCUUGUCUGAAGAAGACACCGGCACCGACGAGGGCGAAGUGAUUGGAGAGAUGCGACGGCGUCUGCUGCUGAAUGCGAUUUUGAUGCCAUAUAGAAAAUAA